This is a messenger RNA of Caenorhabditis remanei, 459 nucleotides long. RefSeq lists its product as uncharacterized. NCBI's taxonomy places the organism in Eukaryota, Metazoa, Nematoda, Chromadorea, Rhabditida, Rhabditidae. The coding region runs from base 1 to 459 and encodes 152 amino acids. The record is from RefSeq and is a predicted model, not a curated record. The transcript has 4 exons.
AUGGUGUGGAUUCUGCCGGAUUUCGCGUCGAUUGAUAUCCACGUGGCCACUUCGGAGUCGGAAAACCCGUCGGCGGAGGCGCGAAUUAUCUCAGAAGUCAGAAAAUGUGAGGAUUCUGGGCAGUUUCUGUUUGUGAUUCCAGUGGUUAAGAUAACUUUUUCAUCACCUACCUUCACUCUAAUCGUCACGACGACACUUGAACUCCUUCUAGGUUCUCCAGAAUCCGACGCCGUCACCGUCAGAUUCACUUCGUUCUUUGAAUUCCCCAUAGCUUCUCGAUCAAUCGCUCCAAUGAACAACAUCCCGUCGGCCAACUCGAUUCGCACGUCGCCGUCAGAGUUUUCGACGUCGAUAGCCUCGAUUCUGGUUACAGUAUCCCCAGAUUUGAGAGAUUUCGGAACUUGGAAGGUUUGGGAUAAAUCGGUGACGAAUUUCGGCGGUUCGCUAGAAAAAAAUUAG